UUGGCUUGGUCUUCGUUGCCAUAGGAACGGAUAGAUUUCCCACUUCCGUGAAUAAUGUGGGAAAGCAUCUAAUAUCCAGUCAUUAUGGACACAAAUGUGCAAAAGAGACGUGAAAAGAAGUCAUUGCGUGUGAAGGUUAUCAGCUUGGGCAACGCUGAAGUCGGAAAGAGUUGUAUCAUUAAACGCUAUUGCGAGAAGAGGUUUGUUCCCAAAUACCUGGCCACAAUUGGAAUUGACUAUGGGGUCACCAAGGUACAAGUCCGUGACCGUGAAAUUAAAGUGAACAUCUUUGAUAUGGCAGGGCAUCCUUUUUUCUAUGAGGUGCGUAAUGAGUUUUACAAAGACUCCCAGGGGGUCAUCCUGGUGUAUGACGUGGGGCUGAGGGAGAGCUUCGAUGCCCUAGACAGCUGGCUGACCGAGAUGAAGCAGGAGAUGGGCUCCCAGGCUAACAUGGAGAGCAUCGUCUUUGUUGUCUGUGGCAACAAGGUGGACCUGACCAAGAGGAGAGUGGUGGACGAGAGUGAGGGCAGGCUGUGGGCUGAGAGUCGAGGCUUUCACUACUUUGAGACCUCUGCACAGAGUGGCGAGGGCAUCAGUGAAAUGUUUCAGGCCUUCUUCUCGUCUAUAACGGACAUGUGUGAAAACGGAGGGAAGAGGCCAACACCAGAGGUCAACGCAGGUUUCACCAAGGAGCAGGCGGACACCAUCCGCCGCAUCCGCAACAGCAAAGACAGCUGGGAUAUGCUGGGGGUGAAGCCAGGGGCCACACGGGAAGAGGUGAACAAAGCCUACAGGAAGCUGGCUGUUCUUCUCCAUCCAGACAAAUGUGUGGCACCGGGCAGCGAAGACGCUUUCAAGGCUGUGGUGAACGCUCGCACCUCACUCCUCAAAAACAUCAAGUAGGGUUGCAGAAACGUGUUUCAUUUGUACUCCCAUCUGAAUACUCUUCAGAAUUACUGUCUAGGAGGGAGGGUGUUGGGGAUGGGUCUACCAUUCUUUUAUCCACCACGACAGAAAAUCACCAUGGAUGUGCCACCAUACCUUUCAUAUCUCAAGGGUUCACUGUUGUGUUAUUUCAGUUCAUAUUUAAUUAAAAUAUAGCUAUUAUGCCUAUUGAUUUGUUAAAAUCAAGCUGGGGCUGCUGUUCUGACUUGUCAAUCAUUCUGCUAAGACUGGUAUUAUUACAUUCUACAACAGAGGUUUUCAGCCAGUGGUCUGCUGAUCACCUGAAUCACUAUUUUCUAUAGAGUAGUGGUCCCCAUUUUGCUUUCUUAGUCAGAAUGGUGGCCCUGGGGUCACAAUCAGUUGAAAACCCCUGCUCUAAACGAUUGGGCCUUUGGGAGAGAAAGGUAAAAUAGGAAGUGAUGCAUACCGUAAUACAGUUGGAGCAAACAGAUAUCUGUUGUGUUGGUCAGCUCUGUGGAGGUUCAUGAUUGAGCAGUUUAUUGUUGUGCUCAUUAAAAAAAGUGAAAUCUUUUUACAGGAAGCAUGCAAUCUGCAGUAUUCGUUUUUCUAACUGAAUGAGCUGCCCCUCUAAUCAUGCUCUGAAUUGUUCACUUCACACAUUGAGUCAAGCAGUUUAGCCUCUGAAUGAUUUCACUUUUUCUGACUGAGUUAUAUCUCCGUCUGAGAAAAUUGCAUCCUGGUACUUCAACAUCAGAAAGACUGGCCACUGCAUCAAGACAAAAUGUUUGUGUUAACAAAAUGGACACUGGCUGAGUUUCUCGAUGGGAGUUCUCUGAGGGGUUUCUCACUACCAGUGUAUUACCCUGAUCUUGCAAGGUUGUGGGCUUGAAGACCACUAAUGGUGUUACCUACCUGCAGUUUGUGUGUGAGCUUAAAGUAAUCCUUUCCUGGCGGCCCAAAGACCUUCAUGUCGACCCAUCCUAACACCUGAUUACCUCAACCACUCAGACAAAUACUGUGUAAUUUCCUGCAUCCUAACCACCAACAAUGAUUUCCUCUUUUUUUUGCUUGGUUAUUUUCUGUUUUGUGACCACAAGAUGGUGCUUGUGGUAGUCGGCAUUUUGUAUGUAAGUCUUUGUCAGUGUUUAUAUGUACAGCAAGUACUAUAAGGUUAUUUAAUUGAAAAUAUACAGUAUGCUUAUUUAUUGAAGAAAAAUAUAGCCUAUAUAUGGUGUGAAAUCUGUAUAAAUUGGUAUUGUGAUCUUGAACCACAAGUGAAUGAAAGACCUCUACACUUUUGCACGAAUUCUACACAGAUGUAUCAAAAUCUAUGUAGUUAGAAAGAUAUUCAUUUUAAAACUCUGAAAGACAGUCAUUAUAGAUGUUGACGUCAAAUCUGCACUUUCACUCCAGACCUUUAAAAAUUGAACUGAUAUCAUAGUAUUCUCCAAAUGAUAGAUUCCUCGGAAAAAAAAAAACAGUGAGAGACGUUGCUGUGAAA
Messenger RNA from Alosa sapidissima (American shad), 2407 nucleotides. RefSeq names its product DnaJ (Hsp40) homolog, subfamily C, member 27 (gene dnajc27). Bases 85 to 903 code for a protein of 272 amino acids. Gene Ontology annotation, molecular function: GTP binding; GTPase activity. The transcript is spliced from 8 exons. The record is from RefSeq and is a predicted model, not a curated record. Lineage: Eukaryota; Metazoa; Chordata; Actinopteri; Clupeiformes; Clupeidae.